Molecule: messenger RNA, 1200 nt
Organism: Callithrix jacchus (white-tufted-ear marmoset)
Lineage: Eukaryota; Metazoa; Chordata; Mammalia; Primates; Cebidae
Gene: ANKRD7
Product: ankyrin repeat domain 7
Molecular function (GO): protein binding
Source: RefSeq, a predicted model, not a curated record
AACAACCAUAACCGCCAUAACGGCUGGCUGUGCGAGGCCCUUCCAGCAUUUCCACUUUUAUCAGGGACUGGAGAAAGCUGCGAGCCAGGUGCCAGUGCAGAGGGGCAGGGCGGACGGCUAGGAGCCUAAAGAACAGCCUGGUGUGACGGAAAGACUGCAGCCUGCGCCGCCAUGAAUAAGCUUUUCAGCCGCUGGAAAAGGAGGAAUGAGACCCAGAGCCUUACCUCCUCAGACCUGCCCAUAGGCCGGGGCUACAGGCUUCUAGAUAAGGAUGUAAAGAAACUUCACAGAGCUGCUUCACUCGGGGAUUUGAAGAAGCUGAAGAAAUACAUUCAGGUCAAGAAAUAUGAUGUGAACUCGCAGGACGAACAAUACAGAACACCUUUGCACUUGGCCUGUGCUAAUGGACAUACAAAUGUUGUACUUUUCCUAAUUGAGCAGAAAUGCAAAAUAAAUGUCCAAGAUAGUGAAAACAAAUCUCCAUUGAUUGUGGCAGUACAGUGUCAAAAGGAGGAUUGUGCUAACAUUCUUCUAAACUGUGGUGCAGACCCAAAUCUUAUGGAUUUUUGUUAUAAUACUGCUCUUCACUAUGCUGUUUAUGGUCAAAGUUUCUCAUUAGUUGAAAAACUGCUUGAACACAAAGCUGAUCUGGAAGCUAAAAACGAGGAUGGGUAUACUCCACUAUUACUUGCUGUUAUUAAAAGUAAUCCAAAAAUGCUAAAAUUUCUUCUGGACAAAGGGGCUGAUGUGAAUGCUGCAUAUAACUAUCAAAGAACAGCUCUUAUUAUUGCUGUCAGUGGUGAACUAAGAUGUCUACAAAGAAGUCUUCUUCAGCAAGGUGUGGAAUUAUCUUGUGAAGAUGUGAUGGAUUCACAGCUGAGGAAUAUGCUUCUCUCCAUGGUUUUACUGUAUACCCACAAUCAAUGGCAAAUUAUGGAAAGAAGAAAAAUGUUAAUAGAUACCUUAUUCUUGGUACGACAUGUGACUAAAGGAAGGUAUGAGACUCUUGGAGCCUUACAUUGUUCAGCAUUUAGAAGGAACUCUCAGCCAGCAAGAGGAUUCCAACCUGAGUGGAGGGUGUGCAAGAAGAAAAGGAGACAGACAGUUAACAGAGAAGAAUGCCAUGGACAAAAUGGCAAAACAGAACUUUUCAGCACUUAUUCCUUCACAGAAACAUCAAUUUGAACAGCCAUCCGUGCA